This is a messenger RNA of Guillardia theta CCMP2712, 4743 nucleotides long. RefSeq lists its product as hypothetical. NCBI's taxonomy places the organism in Eukaryota, Cryptophyceae, Pyrenomonadales, Geminigeraceae. The record is from RefSeq and is a predicted model, not a curated record. Gene Ontology annotation, molecular function: serine-type endopeptidase activity. Gene Ontology annotation, biological process: proteolysis. Bases 1 to 4743 code for a protein of 1580 amino acids. The transcript has 14 exons.
AUGAGGACUGCCGGUCACCGUCACCUAGCAAUGGCUCUUAUCCUUGCUUCUGCGGUCCUCGCAGUGUACGUGCAUGGGAGUCAGGAUACCGAGGAGCUUGACGGGCUGGCUGAUGGCGAUAGCCUGCGGAAAAGGGCAGUGACAGGAGGAAUCUGGGAGACCUUGUCUUAUCUUGCUUCUUUCUUCUCUGUGGGAGCACAGGAGCUGCGGCAGUACUAUGUCGCCUUCGAGCAUGAGGAGGCAAUGUUGCAGGCAGUGCAUGGCCUUGACGUUCGGCUCGGGCCCCGACUGGAUCACCAGACUCACAUGGUCAUAGCUAGUGAAAGGACUGCUCGCAGACUGCUCGCAUCCUCGCUGCAACGAUUGAAAGUGUCGGUUCGCCAGUUAGCCGAUGGGAGGACGGAUUACCACAUCAUCGACUCGCUCGUUGUCGUCCUCGUGGAGGGAGACGCGGGCAGGACGUCAACCUCUGAUUCCUUUCAGCACGAGUGCCACCGUUUCUUCUCUGAGAGCAUACUCCAGCAAGCUCGAAGCCCGCACAUCGCCCCUCUCACGCAGCAAGCUGCUGAUCAACGUCUACACGAGCCGACAACAAGCAGGAGAGGCGUGGCAGGUGCUGACCCUCUAGCUCGAGUCGUCGACUGGCUGUGCGAUCGUUGGCAAGUCCUCUGGGUGGAGCCCAAGAUGACGUUCAAGCCGAGCACAGGGUUUGCAACGAAGAUCGUCUCCUAUCCUCUCUUCUCAGGAACGAUCAGCCGGCAGUCUGAAGCAGACGCGCUGACCUCGCCAGUCAUGACAGCCUCGUUUUCAGUUACAAGCUUCUCCGGCAGUCGAACAGGACAGUUCAACUUGCACGCGAGUGGAGCGUCUGCAUUGGGAGGCAACGGGACAAACACCAACAUGCUUAUAGUACUGAGGGGAGCAGUCAUGGAGCCAGUGGUCAGCUACAUGCUCAACAACCGGAACUACACCAGCUCCUUCGUUCUCGACGCUCCCGGCAGGUCCAUCGUCCCGAACGUGUACGUGGGGAUGCUCAUCGAGCUCACCGACGAGUCGCCGCUGGACACGAGCUUCUCCUGCAUCCGCAGCACCGACAGGACCCUGGGGUCCAACCCGAGGUGCCCAAGGGUAGUCUCUCACUUCGACCCCCUCACAGGGAGGGUUGAAGUGCAUCCUGCCUGGCUGCUCCUCUCGACCAAGUCCAUCAACCAGGUGCCCUUCAGGAUCCGGCCCAUGGCGCAGGCGGGGGACCUGGUGACCGUGCGGGCAGACGCGGAGAGCAUACGGGUAGAGAUCCUUCCGGACUCCCUGACGUUCCUCUACAAGACCAAGACGGACCCCGGGCAGAUGAUGGUCGUCGAGUGCAGGAGGAGCAGCGGGAGCGGGGGGCAGGGUGAAAUUACUGCCCUUGCUCUGCCCCAGCUGUACAUGGAUGAAGGGUACUCCACCAUCAAGGCGCGCUGCAUGAUGGACGUCAACGAGACGGUAGUCAAGCAGAUCCCUGCCCAGCUGCUUCCCAGCUGCGGCCAGGUGUGCUCGUCGAACCUGUCCAUCGCCUCGUUCCUGGCGGACGGCCAUUUCAGCAGCAGCGUCGCCGCUCUUGACGCUGCUGCUGCUCCUUCCAACGGCUACUGCACUUGCGUGCUGAAUGUUGUGACCUCCCUUGUGAUCAACUUCACCCUUCCAGAGGCGAAUCCUGUAUGGGACCGAGGGCUGGAUGGGAGCGGCCAGAUCAUCGGACUGACUGAUACUGGGCUGGACGUCACCAACUGCCUGCUCAGCGAAGGGAACCCCUCAGACCCCAGCAACCUGACGCUUGCUCCUUCGACGGGAGCUGUUGACCUGAAGAGGAGGAAGGUGGUCGGGUACUCGAAGCUGCUCCCUGACGACUGUGCGCUGUGCGACGGCUGCCCGAAGCUGAUGCGAUGGGACAGCUACAACUUUUAUGGGGAUUUCUCCAAGCUGCCAGUUGGCUUCGUCUGGACAAGAGCAUAUCCGCACCGCUGCCCCGACAGCACCUACGAUCCCGCCCUCUCUUCCUGCUGCGGCUUUACCUCUGUCCCCACUGGCUCCUCCCACUCGGACCCCUGCUCCUCCUGCACCUGCCCCGACAUCAACGAUCUUUCAAACUGCUGCCUGGAGGCUCUCAACGAGUGUAAGGUCUGCUGCCAUGCCUGUGGGGCUGACGCCAGCCUAUGGCCGAGGAGGUACGACAGGUAUGGGGCUCAGGUGCAGUUCGGACUGUCGGCUCCGGCUCAGAUCCUGGUGCUCGUGCUCGUCAGGGACAAGUACAACGAGCUGGUGGUCUCCCAGGCUACGGACGUCUCCCCUUUCUUUCCCUUCUGUCUCAACCCCAACUGCGACAAGCCUGUCUACAGCCUCCAGCAGACGUUCCAACUCCCUCCCAGCAGGAACGGCUACGGAGUUGUCAUAGUCAACAAGCAGGGGAUGAAUCUUCAGCUGACUGGCGAGCUCGACGGGGGAGCAGGUUUCCAGUUCUUCACCGCGCGGCACCCGUGCGGGGACGCAGCAGACGACGACAACGGGCAUGGCUCGUUCUGCGGCUCCGUGGCCGCAGGCUCCGUCGACCCUGCGACCGGAAACGAGGCCGAGAAGAGGAUGGCCAGGCUGCACGAGGGGAUGGCGAGAGGGGCGAAGCUACAUGUGUUCGAUGUGUCGAGCGGCAGCACGGGAGGAAACAACUUCACCGUCCCCCUCGACCUCUAUGACGGGAUGCUGAAGCCUCUGUGGGACCAGGGGGUCAGGAUCUCCUCAAACUCCUGGUCGUGCUACUUCCCCAGGGUCGUCUGCUCCUCUACCUCCUGCUCCUACUCCACCUCCUCCUACUGCAACAAGUACUCCACCGCCGCCAUGGACAUAGAUCGGUUCGUCUACGACCACCAGGAAAUGCUCGUCCUCGUUCCCGCAGGAGAUGCUCGUUCCUUCACCGGCCCCGCCUCCUCCUCCUCCCUCCAGUCUCCUGCUACCUGCAAGAACUGUAUCGCCGUAGGAAGCAGCCAUAACUGGAACGCUCUCCUACGCCCUGCUACCUCCUACAUGGACCCCCUUGACAGCAUGUCGGCCCCUCUCUCCCAGCAGCGCCUCAUGUGUCCUCGCUCCUCCUGGCCUGACAAGAGCCUCUGGCCCUCGGACCCCAACGCUCCUGCGGUUUCCACCAACUCAACCGUCCCCGACCCUGUCUUCCCCGUCCCCAUGGACUGCUGCAAUUCAGACCCCAAGAGGAUAGCGCAAGUCCUCAGCGACAUCAGCUACUACUCCAGCAAGGGCCUUACCGACCUACUCCAGCAGCAGCAGCAGAAGCUCUUCCCCUGCAUCCCGCAGACAACCUGCUGCCUCUCCAACGCCUUCAAGUCUCCAGAGCUCUCCUUCUGCUGCCCCUCCUCCUUCCCCUUCCCCGACAAGCUCGGUGCCAGCUCCUAUGACAUUGACAAGGUCGUAGGCAGCUCAGCUCGGGGUCCUGCAGGGGAUGGGCUGGGGACUAGGAGGAUGAAGCCGGAUCUGGUAGCCCCCGGCGCCUUUCUGGUCGCCGCCAACGGCAGGAAGGUGACGAGCAGCUCACCACAGAGCCUCCCGCGGCACUGCAAGAUGAACUCGAGAAGGGACCAACCAUUCAACGAGGAAGACGCCUUAGUCGCCAUGAGCGGCACCUCAGUCUCCACCGCCAUGGUCGCAGGCAUGGCGGCGAUUCUUCGGCAGUACUUCAUGGAGGGUUGGUACCCCCUUGGCGACAAGGGGACGGGCAAGUCGCUGCAGCCCUCUGCCGCCCUCCUCAAGGCCAUGCUCAUAGCGUCCUCCUCCCCGCUCAACAGCCUCGGCUCCUCCUCCUCCGACCUCUGCAACUCAGUCUCCUCCUCCGGCCUCCUCCUUGCGACCUGCCUUCCCAACCCCGACGAGGGCUGGGGGCUCCCGUCGCUCCCUCGCGCGCUCUUCUUCAAGGACCGGGGCAGCAGCAUGCGGCUGUGGGUGGAGGACGAGCGGGUUGGACUGCACGAGACGGGGUCAGUGCACGAGUAUCAGUUCCAAAUCAACAUGACGGAGGAUGGGACGAGGCUGUCAGUAGCGCUGGUGUGGACCGAUCCUCCUCCUCCUCCAGCAGAUGCGGCGACAGCAGCAGCGGGAGGAGGAGCAGGGAUCUCGUUGCUGGUCAACGAUCUUGACCUCAACGUCUCCGACGCCUCCUCCAUCUCCUUCGUCAACGGCCUCGUCUGUCCCAUCGACCCCAUGACCGACUUGUAUCGUACCGACUGCCCCCGUCCCAUCCCCGACCGGGCCAACCCUCUCGAGGCGACUACCUUCCCCGUCAAACAUCGGCUCCAGUGCAACUAUGCUCGCGGCUCGGCGCUCGAGUACGGCAAGUGCAGCAAGGAGGACAGCUACGGCCUCCUCCUCUCCUCCUCCAUCGAUCGCUCCCCCGUCACCGUCACCAUCCGCCUGACCGCGAACAGGAUCGUCAACCCGUGCGUCUCAGAUGGCUACAACCAGGUCUGCUCUUCCCGUCCCCAGCCCUACGCCCUCGUCGUCAUGGGGCCUCUAGCAAGGAGACCGUCCGACGACAGCUUGCUUCCUCCUGUGUUCAAAGCGUACAAGGUUGAGAUUGUCGGCAACUCUUCCAACGUCACCAUGACCAUGUCCAGCUCGCCUCAGCGCCUCGUCCCGUCAUGGUUUGCCUUGAGCUCUGUAGUGACACUCGUGAUGAUGGUGGGAGGAGGAGGAUGGUAUUAG